AUAUUUAUUUAACAUUGGAAUAGUUCGUAUUUUGUGGAAUUCGUCUUUAUCCCUAUUAUAAACACGUUGAUCAUCGCUCUUCGUAAAUCAGUUUCAAUAAAGUUCUCACGUUAGCAAGUCAACGCAAAAAUGGGGUUUAAAACACUUAUGUUGGCUGCAAUUUUGAGCGUGAGCCUCACCUGCGUCUAUGGAGACCUACAAAAAGACGUACCUGUAGCUGCCCUACUAAAAAGUCUACAAGCUGAUGACCUGCAGAGGGGAAUAGUAUCAGAUGUUCUUAGCUUAUUAAAUUCAACAUUUUCUACGGUUACAACUGCAAUUUCUACAGCCAGUACAGUUGUGCAACAAAUUAUAAUCAUCAUUAAUGUUAUAACUACCGUGCUACAAUUCAUUAGCGGUAUUGCGGGUAUAUUGCAAUUUGCACCUAUCAUAUUGGUGAUUGCUGUAGUAUUGGCAAUAAUCAACUUUAUAAUUAGUCUGUUGUCAAGUUGAUUACCUAAUAUCGGGGAGAAAGCUCGACUAAUGCUAUAAUUCAGAAUAAACAUUUACCUAAAA
Sitophilus oryzae (rice weevil) is the source of this 555-nucleotide messenger RNA. RefSeq lists its product as uncharacterized. Lineage: Eukaryota; Metazoa; Arthropoda; Insecta; Coleoptera; Curculionidae. The coding region runs from base 130 to 492 and encodes 120 amino acids. The record is from RefSeq and is a predicted model, not a curated record. The transcript has 2 exons.